Molecule: messenger RNA, 1119 nt
Organism: Microthlaspi erraticum
Lineage: Eukaryota; Viridiplantae; Streptophyta; Magnoliopsida; Brassicales; Brassicaceae
Source: the annotation of a GenBank genome assembly
AUGGGAAACCUCGUUGAAGAAAACUUAAGCUCUAACCCUAAAACAGAAAUUGUUAUUGAUGAUGACAAUGAGUUGGGUUUGAUGGCUGUAAGACUAGCCAAUGCUGCCGCCUUUCCAAUGGUUCUCAAAACUGCCCUCGAGCUCGGUGUCUUUGACACUCUCUAUGCCACCUCCACGUUCCUCUCACCUUCCGAGAUAGCCAGCCAGCUACCAACCAUUCCUCGUAACCCUGAGGCACCGGCUUUGUUGGAUCGUAUGCUUCGUCUACUCGCUAGCUACUCCAUGGUCAAGUGCGGUACGGUCCCAGCUAGGAAAGGCGAGAGGGUCUACAAAGCUGAGCCGAUUUGCAGGUUCUUCUUGAAGAAUAAUAUUCAAGAUAUUGGAUCUUUAGCUUCUCAAGUCAUUGUCAAUUUCGACAGUGUCUUUCUUAACACAUGGGCACAAUUGAAAGAUGUGGUGCUAGAAGGAGGAGAUGCAUUUGGCCGCGCACAUGGUGGCAUGAAACUCUUUGACUAUAUGGGAACAGAUGAGAGAUUCAGCAAACUCUUCAACCAGACAGGAUUCACUAUUGCCGUAGUGAAGAAGGCUCUUGAAGUUUACAAAGGUUUUGAAGGUGUAAAUGUUUUAGUUGAUGUGGGAGGAGGAGUUGGUAACACUCUUGGUGUUGUUACUUCUAAAUAUCCCAAUGUUAAAGGUAUCAAUUUUGAUCUGACUUGUGCCUUGGCACAAGCACCUUCGAUCCCCGGUGUGGAACAUGUCGCCGGAGAUAUGUUCAUUGAUGUUCCAACCGGAGAUGCCAUGAUCUUGAAACGUAUACUUCAUGAUUGGACCGACGAAGACUGCAUCAAGAUUCUUAAAAACUGCUGUAAAUCUCUACCAGAGAAUGGUAAAGUGGUUGUAAUAGAAUUAGUCACUCCUGAUGACGCUGAGAGUGGGGAUAUCAAUGCAAACAUUGCCUUUGACAUGGACAUGUUAAUGUUCACUCAAUGUUCCGGCGGAAAAGAGAGGUCACGAGCUGAGUUUGAAGCUCUUGCCGCAGCUUCUGGCUUCACCCAUUGCAAGUUCGUUUGCCAAGCUUAUCACUGCUGGAUUAUUGAGUUCUGUAAAGAGAAUAUGUAA